This is a messenger RNA of Venustampulla echinocandica, 2919 nucleotides long. RefSeq names its product WD40 repeat-like protein. Bases 1 to 2919 code for a protein of 972 amino acids. The transcript is spliced from 2 exons. The record is from RefSeq and is a predicted model, not a curated record. NCBI's taxonomy places the organism in Eukaryota, Fungi, Ascomycota, Leotiomycetes, Helotiales, Pleuroascaceae. Gene Ontology annotation, biological process: maturation of SSU-rRNA. Gene Ontology annotation, molecular function: snoRNA binding; protein binding. Gene Ontology annotation, cellular component: small-subunit processome; Pwp2p-containing subcomplex of 90S preribosome.
AUGGUCAAAUCGUACCUAAAAUACGAGCAUUCGAAAACCUUCGGACUCGUCAAUUCCGGUACGGCAAAUGUUGUUUGGUCUGCAGGAGAUUUGAGCCCAUCGCGGGGUGGCAGCGGCAAUGGCUCCGGGCACGCGAUCGUCGGUGCAAACGAAGACGUUCUCUGCUGGGACAUACGAAAGGGGGAAUUACUGAGUCGUUGGUCAGAUAAGGACUGCAAAUCGCAAGUCACAGCCAUUGCGCAAAGCCAGGUCGAUCGGGACGUAUAUGCAGUCGGAUACGAAGAUGGGAGUAUACGACUCUGGGACUCGAAGAUUGCUACGGUCAUCGUUAGCUUUAAUGGUCAUCGAUCUGCUAUAACGGCUCUUGCAUUCGACAAGUCUGGAGUUAGAUUGGCUAGCGGUUCCAAGGACACGGACGUCAUUAUAUGGGACUUGGUGGCCGAAUUGGGCCUGUUCAAGUUAAGAGGACACAAGGAUCAAAUAACCGGUUUGAAAUUUGUUCAGCCAGAGCCAGAGGAAGAACAUGAAGAGGAUGGAAACGGCGCUGUCAGAUCCCAUAACGAAUCGACCGACGACGGUUUUCUGUUAACCACCGGGAAAGACGCGCUUAUCAAGCUAUGGGAUAUCUCCUCCCAGCACUGUAUAGAGACACAUGUGGCUCAGACGAAUGGUGAAUGUUGGGCUCUUGCUAUUACUCAUGACUAUAGCGGGUGUAUAACAGCUGGGAAGGACGGGGAACUGAAGAUCUGGUCAAUUGAUACCGCUGGGCUUUGCCGCCUAUCGAAGCAAGUCGAUAGCAUCGCCGAGCAUCAAUAUCUCCAUAGUCGCGGUGUAUUGCACCGACAAGGGAAAGACAAGUCUACCGGAGUCAGCUUCCAUUCACGAAAUGAUUAUUUUGCGAUCCACGGGUCAGAGAAGGCGGUCGAGAUCUGGAGGAUCAGAACCGAAGAUGAAGUGAGGAAAAGUCUGGCACGAAAACGUAAAAGAAGACGAGAAAAGCUCGCAACCGCGGGAGAAAAGGCCGAUGUGGAAGGUGAUGCCGUGGAGCUGGACGAGAAGUCUGAGGAUAUGUCAGCCGCCGAAAUUACCGAUUUCUUUGUCCCAUAUGUUAUAGUCAGAACUGGGGGUAAAGUUCGCUCAUUUGACUGGAUUCGCACGAAGAGUUCAAAAACUAUUCAACUCCUAAUUGCUACAACAAACAAUCAAUUAGAAGUCUACAGCGUACCAACAAAAGACAAGACGAAAAAGACCAAGAGCGAUGAUCUACCUGAUUAUUCAAGGACAUUAUCGGUGGAACUACCUGGCCACCGAGCUGAUAUCAGGGCGCUGUCACUUAGCUCAGAUGACCGGAUGCUUGCAUCUGCUUCUAACGGUGGGUUGAAAGUAUGGAACGUACGGACUAGAACCUGCAUUCGAACAUUUGAAUGCGGUUAUGCGUUAUGUACUGCGUUUCUGCCUGGCGAUAAGAUUGUAGUUGUGGGCACCAAGUCUGGAGAUCUGGAACUUUUCGACGUUGCGUCAGCUGCUAUGCUAGAUACGGUGAAGGCUCAUGAAGGUGCAAUAUGGACUCUGCAAGUACAUCCAGAUGGGCGAUCUUUAGCCUCCGGGAGCGCCGAUAAAACAUCCAAGUUCUGGAAUUUUGAGAUUUUCCAGGAAGAAAUUCCCGGAACGAAACGAACAACGCCUCGAUUAAGACUUGUUCACGCAAGGACACUCAAGGUCUCGGAUGAUAUCCUCAGCCUUCGGUUCUCUCCAGAUGCGCGACUUCUAGCAGUUGCUCUGCUAGAUAAUACAGUCAAGGUCUUCUUUGUUGACUCAUUGAAGUUGUUCCUCAACUUGUAUGGCCACAAGCUGCCCGUGCUAAAUAUGGACAUCUCAUAUGACAGCAAGUUGAUUGUGACAUGUUCGGCCGAUAAAAACAUCCGACUUUGGGGUCUAGAUUUUGGCGAUUGCCACAAGGCUUUCUUUGCCCAUCAGGACAGUAUCCUUCAGGUUGCCUUCGUCCCACAUAAUCAAGAUGGGAAUGGGCACCAUUUCUUCAGCACCAGCAAAGAUAGAAUGAUCAAGUACUGGGACGGCGAUAAAUUCGAGCAAAUCCAAAGACUGGAUGGCCAUCAUAGCGAAAUAUGGGCUCUCGCGGUUAGCAAAACAGGCAACUUCAUUGUCAGUGCCAGCCACGAUAAGAGCAUCAGGGUAUGGGAGCAAACCGACGAGCAGAUAUUUUUAGAAGAAGAGCGGGAGAAAGAGCUGGAGGAGUUAUAUGAAAGUACGCUAACUACAUCGCUGGAGCCGGACCACGACAAGGACGAGGAGACGACCGAGGUUGGAGCCGCGAGCAAGCAAACUGUCGAAACACUCAUGGCUGGAGAGAAGAUCGCUGAAGCUUUGGAAAUUGGCAUAGUUGACUUGCAGCUCAUGGAAGAAUGGGAAGCGGCCAAGUUGGCACAACCAAACACUGCUCCACCCUCGCGAAAUCUCAUUUUCAUGGCGCUAGGUGGUAUCAGCGCUGAUGUCUAUGUCAUGGGAGUUUUGCGGAAAGUCAAGGCUGCAGCGCUUCAGGAUGCGUUGCUGGUCCUUCCAUUCUCAACGGUUCCCAUGCUCUUUACAUUCCUCAACAUCUUCGCCAUGAGGAUGAUGAACAUACCGCUAACGUGUCGAAUCCUGUUCUUCAUGCUCAAGACCCACCACCGGCAGAUUGUUGCCAGCAAGACGAUGAGACUAAUGCUUGAUGGGAUCCGCAGCAACCUGCGGCAAGCAUUGAAGAGCCAGAAGGAUGAGAUGGGCUAUAAUCUUGCGGCUCUGCGGGUCAUUGGUACUCAGGUAGUAGAAAAGGGGACCAGCGAUUAUGUGGAUGAGGAGACUUGGGAGGAGAAUGAUGAUAAGAGUGGGAAAAAGCGCGGAUUUGUUCAGGUAUCGUAA